CACUAUAUUUAAAUCGGAGUACAGUCUGAUUGAUUUGAUUACUGUUUGAUUACCGAAGUCCCGGUACUCGAGGGGAGCAUCCGUCAGAUCAGUUCGUGGGUGGUUACUGAGAGGGGUCGUGGGAAACAGAAAGCGCAGCGUCAUUUCGAGUUUUCUAUUUCACGCGUCCUCUGAUUGCGUACAUUGAUUAUGUAUCAGUCCGAAUUCUGAAUUGUCAUCGUCGUCAUAAGGCGAUCCUCUGUGGUAUCCCAUCCAAUCUGCGUGUGGACAUUAUUUCUACCACGUUGUGUGUUCGUCAUCAAUAAUGGGAGUUGAUAUUAUAAGUUUUGCGUACGCCGCUACUGUUGCUGCUGGUGGAAUAGUGGGUUAUGUGAAAGCUGGGAGCAUUCCUUCGCUAGGUGCUGGGUUGUUGUUCGGCAGUGUUUUGGGAUAUGGAGCAUACCAAACAUCACAGAAUCCCGAAAACUAUGGUGUGUUAUUAGGUACAAGUUGUGUCCUGGGAGGCCUUAUGGGCUAUCGCUUUUACAACUCUGGAAAAUUUAUGCCUGCAGGACUUGUAGCCACUCUCAGUGUGGCAAUUGCUGUACGAUUUCUAGCUCGACAGGCAGGUCUUAUUGAAGUGAAAGGACGAUAAUAUAUUUCAUUUUCAUUUAGUCAAGGAAGGUGAUGGUCUAUUGAUCUAAUCUUAUUCCAGUGGUUUUGAUAUUUUAUCUUAUAGAGUUUAAUAAAAUAAUUUAUUUAAAUUUUGUUAAAUGUUAAUGUUGCCUAUUGUCUUCCUCAAUUUUCCCUAUCAAGUAAAGCAAGAGAUGUCAGCUGCAACAAUUUUCAGACUUGAGGUGAUUUGGUACCUUCUGUGCUUUGGUUUUUAUUUUAUUUAAAAUUUCAGAAGGUUAAUUUGCCAAUUUUCUGCAAGAAAUAUUGUAAACAACUAAAGAGGUCGUUGAUCCUCACAUUUGAGAUUUUUUUUCUAAUUUCUUUUCAUUCUGAGAGCAUCUACUGGUAGCAUAUCUUGUUUUAAUUCUGUAUAACAUAAUCCCCUCUAAAUAGAGAGUUGUCUUUGAAG
Messenger RNA from Gryllus bimaculatus (two-spotted cricket), 1063 nucleotides. The record is from the annotation of a GenBank genome assembly. NCBI's taxonomy places the organism in Eukaryota, Metazoa, Arthropoda, Insecta, Orthoptera, Gryllidae.